Molecule: messenger RNA, 3294 nt
Organism: Suricata suricatta (meerkat)
Lineage: Eukaryota; Metazoa; Chordata; Mammalia; Carnivora; Herpestidae
Gene: COL9A2
Product: collagen type IX alpha 2 chain
Exons: 36
Coding region: 1-2703 (900 amino acids)
Source: RefSeq, a predicted model, not a curated record
AUGUGUGGCUUCCUGACCUGGGAAGCAGCUGAAACCAGCGCGGUCAUUGGCGGUCUGGCCCAGCGCUCAGCUCUCUCGCUUCUGCUGCUCCCGUUCACAGCUCAGACGGCUCCCACUAGCACGAUCACCUCCUUGGGCACAUUCUGCCAAAAUCCCCAAGCAAAUCCUGCAGCGACACCUCGCAGAACAGAAGGAUGCCAGAGGCAGCGGGGAGGGAAAGGCGAGAAGUGGUAUUUCACAGCCAAGAACAACCAGAUCCUGAAAGCUGUUCCCCAUCAGCUGAGCGGUAGAAAACAAACACAGAUUUUGGUGCCGCUGGACCAAGCAUCUCAACACGUGGAAAUGGCAGUGGAACUGGACAGUAGGGAGAGGCAGGAAAACUCUGAGAAACAUCUAGAAAAAGCCUCGAAGGCCUUGAAUGGACUUAGUGGCAAUAAGGAGGCUAAUGACGAGUCUGCCGCUGAAGACUUGGAAGUGGAGGAGAUCACCCUAAAUGAGAGAGAAGGCCCAGUCCCAGAGACUGUGGUGCUUAAAGAAGCUGCAGUGAAGAAAAGGCAGCAGAAGGAGGGCUGGACGGUGGAAGUGGGGGCAGGGAGAGCUUCAAGGAGAGAAUGGCCAAGGGCAACUCCAGGAGCCAACAGCUUCCUGGGGAGUGGGGGAGGCCUCCUGGUGCUCCUCCAGGUGCUCGCCCUCGCCCUGGCGCAGAUCAGAGGCCCGCCCGGAGAGCCUGGGCCCCCGGGUCCCCCGGGGCCGCCGGGAGUGCCUGGAUCGGACGGCAUCGACGGUGACAAGGGGCCCCCGGGGAAAGCUGGGCCUCCGGGACCAAAGGGAGAGCCUGGCAAAGCAGGGCCGGAUGGGCCGGACGGGAAGCCUGGGAUUGAUGGUCUAACUGGAGCCAAGGGGGAGCCUGGCCCCAUGGGGAUCCCUGGAGUCAAAGGCCAGCCCGGCCUCCCAGGUCCCCCUGGCCUGCCAGGCCCUGGCUUUGCUGGACCUCCUGGACCACCCGGACCUGUUGGCCUCCCUGGUGAGAUUGGAAUCACGGGUCCCAAGGGGGACCCUGGACCAGAGGGGCCAUCAGGGCCCCCGGGGCCACCUGGCAAACCGGGCCGCCCGGGCACCAUCCAGGGUCUGGAAGGCAGCGCGGAUUUCUUGUGUCCAACCAACUGUCCAGCGGGUGUAAAAGGCCCCCCAGGGCUGCAGGGAGUGAAGGGGCAUCCUGGCAAACGUGGGGUUCUGGGAGAUUCUGGCCGCCAGGGAAGGCCCGGUCCCAAGGGAGACGUGGGUGCCUCUGGAGAGCAAGGCAUGCCUGGACCGCCGGGUCCCCAGGGCAUCAGAGGCUACCCGGGCAUGGAGGGACCUAAAGGAGAGAUGGGUCCUCGUGGGUACAAAGGCAUGGUGGGCUCCAUUGGUGCUGCUGGGUCACCGGGAGAGGAAGGUCCCCGGGGGCCACCGGGCCGAGCGGGGGAGAAGGGCGAUGUGGGCAGCCAAGGUGUUCGAGGACCCCAGGGAAUAACAGGCCCGAAGGGAGCAACCGGUCCCCCAGGCAUUGACGGCAAGGACGGGACCCCAGGCACACCUGGCAUAAAGGGCAGUGCAGGACAGGCGGGACGACCAGGAAACCAAGGCCACCAGGGCCUGGCGGGUGUGCCGGGCCAGCCUGGGACAAAAGGAGGCCCUGGAGACAAGGGUGAGCCAGGCCAGCAGGGCUUCCCUGGAUUCUCUGGUCCCCCUGGGAAGGAGGGAGAGCCAGGACCUCAAGGAGAAGUCGGACCCCGAGGCAUCAUGGGACAGAAGGGUGACCAUGGUGAGAGGGGGCCGGUGGGGCAGCCAGGCCCUCAAGGACGGCAGGGCCCCAAAGGGGAGCAGGGGCCUCCCGGAAUUCCAGGGCCCCAAGGCUUGCCCGGCAUCAAGGGAGACAAGGGCUCCCCAGGGAAGACCGGACCCCGAGGCGGCGUGGGCGACCCGGGGGUGGCCGGCCUCCCCGGAGAGAAGGGCGAGAAGGGCGAGUCUGGCGAGCCGGGGCCCAAGGGACAGCAAGGAGUCCGCGGAGAACCCGGCUACCCGGGCCCCAGCGGGGAUGCGGGCGCCCCGGGCGUGCAGGGCUACCCCGGCCCCCCCGGCCCUCGAGGACAGGCUGGAGACCGAGGCGUGCCGGGACUGCCAGGGAGACAGGGCGUGGCGGGCCGAGAUGCCAGUGACCAGCACAUCGUGGCCGUGAUGAUGAAGAUGAUGCAAGAGCAACUGGCAGAGGUCGCUGUGAGUGCGAAGCGGGAGGCCCUGGGUGCAGUUGGGAUGAUGGGGCCUCCGGGACCCCCAGGGCCUCCUGGGUACCCAGGCAAGCAGGGACCCCACGGGCAUCCUGGCCCUCGGGGUGUUCCUGGCAUCGUGGGAGCUGUGGGUCAGAUUGGCAACACAGGGCCCAAGGGAAAACGCGGAGAGAAAGGUGACCGGGGAGAGAUGGGUCGAGGGCAUCCCGGGAUGCCUGGACCCCCGGGGAUCCCAGGACUCCCUGGCCGGCCUGGCCAAGCAAUCAACGGCAAAGAUGGAGCUCGAGGGGCCCCAGGGGCCCCGGGAGAAGCAGGCCGACCAGGCCUUCCAGGCCCCGUGGGGCUGCCGGGCUUCUGUGAGCCUGCGGCCUGCCUUGGAGCCUCAGCCUACGCCUCUGCACGCCUCACGGAGCCUGGAUCCAUCAAGGGGCCUUGAGCAUGAGGCUGGGACAGAGUGGGCAUCCUGGGGGAAAGGACUGGGUUCCCUCUGGGUUGACACCCCCCCACCCAUCCCUCAGACCAGGAAGUCAGCUUUCUCAGGACCUUUCAUCUGGGAUCCCGGACCUGAGAAAAAGGAAAUGCUAAAACAUGGGGGAAGGGAAGGGAGGGCACUGGAAUGAAAAGGUGAGGCCAAGAGCCAGGGCUAGUGUCACUGGAAAGUCCUAGCUCUAAAGCAGAUGGGUGGCUUUCCUUCCUGGAGGACGACUCAGAAGUUACCAAAACAAAUGUCUCCUUGAUCUGUGCCAUCUUCCAGCGGCCAUCUUCUUUGGGGCAAGUGGACUGAGGUCUCUGCCCCUCCCUGAUCCCAUCUUCCUCCCCUGGACUUGCUGGGUGACGGCUGGUGGGUGACUCCCCAGAGGUGGCCAUCCUUAAGCCAGCCCCACUACUUCCUCCCUGCCUCCCUCCCAUCUGAGUAUUUAAACACCCAUCUCCCUUCUCUUCCUGGCAUUACCUCCUCCCAUCCCCACCCCUUCCUGAGAUCCACCCAGGCCUUUCUGUAAAUAAAAGCCUCUGACUUGGGUACAGA